This is a messenger RNA of Pestalotiopsis fici W106-1, 1185 nucleotides long. RefSeq lists its product as uncharacterized. Gene Ontology annotation, cellular component: mitochondrion. Gene Ontology annotation, molecular function: oxidoreductase activity. The coding region runs from base 1 to 1185 and encodes 394 amino acids. NCBI's taxonomy places the organism in Eukaryota, Fungi, Ascomycota, Sordariomycetes, Amphisphaeriales, Sporocadaceae. The transcript has a single exon. The record is from RefSeq and is a predicted model, not a curated record.
AUGACAUCGAAUCAAGGUUCCGUUCCUGAAUUGCACCGCGCUCUCGUGGUCCGCGACGUCAAUGUCGAACCCAAGGUUGAAACCAUACCGGCCCCACAAGUACUGCCGGGCACGGCGGUCCUCCGGGUCCUUUCGGCGCCCAUCUUGUCUUACAUGAACGAUCUCUUCAUUGGCAACAAGCGCGGAUAUGAGUACCCUCUACCCAUAGUGCCUGGUACUUCAGCGGUCUGCCGAGUUGCGUCUCUGGGGCCAGACGCCACCUCGUUGAAGGUUGGCCAGCUCGUGCUGUUUGAUUGUUACAUCCGCGCCCGCGAUGCCCAGGGCGACGGACCAAAGAAUUUCUUGAGCGCCAUUACUGGCGGUUUCAGCGAGGCAAGCCAGAAGCUGAUGCGCGACGGCGGAGUCCGCGACGGCGCCUUUGCCGAGUAUGUGAGGGUACCUCUCGAGAAUGUUUUUGUCCUGGACGAGCAGCGCCUCCUCGGAAGUCCUGAGCAGGGCGGCUUGGGUUUAGGUGUCCACGACGUUGGGGAUAUAUAUAAGCUCCUGGUUCCCUUUGGAGGGCUAACUAGCGUCGGCCUCAAACCUGGCGAAACGGUGCUCGUGAGUCCAGCUACCGGGCCUUUCGGCGGAGCUGCCUGUCUGGUUGCGUUGGCCAUGGGCGCCAGAGUGCUGGCUUGGGGCCGGGAUGAACAAGAACUCCAAAAUAUUGAGGGGAAACUACAGAAUAUCAACUCUGGGCGCUUUCGAGGGAUGAUCAAGACUGUGAAGAUGCACAAUGAACCCAUCAAGGACACUGAGGCGAUUAGGCUUGCCGCGGGCGGGCGUCCGAUUGACGCCUAUUUCGACAUCUCGCCACCUCAAGCUACAGGAUCUACACAUUUCAAGACCGGCAUUUUGUCUCUGAAGCACAGCGGUAGAGUCAGCAUGAUGGGCAGCUUGACCGACGACGCUGCCGUGCCAUAUACUUUCAUCAUGAUCAAUGAUAUUACGCUCAGAGGGAAAUGGAUGUACGACCGACACGAUAUCUUCUCGCUGAUCAACAUGGUAGAGCUUGGCCUCUUGAAGCUUGGCGGGGAUGGAGGUUGCAGUACACCUGGCAUCUUUGGCCUCGAAGAGUGGAAAAAAGGUUGGGACCUCGCCGAGGUAAAGAACAGUUUGGGUGAAAAGGUUAUCAUUAGCCCUUGA